This is a messenger RNA of Annulohypoxylon truncatum, 2197 nucleotides long. RefSeq names its product BPG-independent. NCBI's taxonomy places the organism in Eukaryota, Fungi, Ascomycota, Sordariomycetes, Xylariales, Hypoxylaceae. The record is from RefSeq and is a predicted model, not a curated record. The transcript has 3 exons. Gene Ontology annotation, biological process: glucose catabolic process. Gene Ontology annotation, molecular function: manganese ion binding. Bases 391 to 1953 code for a protein of 520 amino acids. Gene Ontology annotation, cellular component: cytoplasm.
AGUAAAUUAUUUUCAAAUCUCAUUACCUUGAGAUUUAUAGUAAUUAUAGAAAUUGUCAAGAAAUGCAUAUAGUCAUCUUCAAUUGAAUAUUCAUAUGCGUAAAUAGAGGAAUUUACGUACUCCUAUAAAUGUACUGAGGGGAAUAAUGCGUACAUAAUUAUCGAUAGGCGGAUUAUUGGACGGAGCAUUAAGAAAAUCCCCCCACCAUAGGUGAUAAUCCAUAGCAGCCCACCAUCAUGCGAAACAUCUCAACACUUACAACUCCAGGCCAUUGCGUCCGCAGAAAAUAACUCAACAUUUCUCUUCUUCUUUUCCCCUAAAUCCCCUCAUCUUACCAAAUAGACUCGCAUUGUUAAUAGAGAAGAUAUCAAAAGAAUUAGGAAAUUAAGAAUGACUACACCAAAGCAGAAGGCCUGUUUGAUCGUGAUUGACGGCUGGGGCAUCCCCUCCGCCGAGUCUCCCAAGAAUGGAGACGCCAUCGCUGCCGCCAAGACCCCCGUCAUGGACGAGCUGUCCAAGAGCGCUACCGGAUUCACCGAACUAGAAGCCUCUUCUCUCGCUGUUGGUCUUCCCGAGGGUCUAAUGGGCAACUCCGAAGUCGGUCACUUGAACAUCGGUGCUGGAAGAGUCGUAUGGCAAGAUGUCGUCCGAAUCGACCUAACCAUCAAGAAGGGAGAAUUGGCCGGCAACAAGGUUAUCAAGAAUGUUUUAGACAGAGCUAAGAAUGGCUCUGGUAGACUUCACCUCUGUGGUCUCGUCUCUCACGGCGGUGUUCACUCCAAACAAACCCACCUUUACGCUCUCCUAAAGGCUGCCAAGGCUGCCGGAGUUCCCAAGGUCUACAUCCACUUCUUUGGCGACGGCCGUGACACCGAUCCCAAGUCCGGAGCUGGCUAUAUGCAGGAGCUUGUCGAAACAGCAAAGGAAAUUGGCAUUGGUGAGAUUGCUACCGUUGUUGGUCGAUACUAUGCUAUGGACCGAGAUAAGCGCUGGGAGAGAGUUGAGCUUGCUUUGAAGGGUAUGAUUCUCGGCGAGGGAGAAGAGAGCUCUGACCCAGUCAAGACCGUCAAAGAACGUUAUGAGAAGGGCGAGAAUGAUGAAUUCCUCAAGCCCAUUAUCGUCGGUGGCCAAGAAGCUCGCAUUAAGGAUGGUGACGAGGUUUUCUUCUUCAACUACCGAUCGGACCGUGUUCGACAAAUAACCCAAUUGCUCGGAGGUGUUGACCGUUCCCCCAGGCCCGACUUCCCCUACCCCAAGAUUAACUUGGUCACCAUGACGCAAUACAAGGCAGACUACCCCUUCGAGAUUGCCUUCGAACCUCAACGUAUGGACAAUGUUUUGGCUGAAUGGCUGGGCAAACAAGGUGUCAAGCAAGUCCACAUAGCCGAGACGGAGAAGUACGCCCACGUCACUUUCUUCUUCAACGGCGGUGUUGAGAAGGUCUUUGCUUUGGAGACCCGAGACGAGAGCCAAGAUCUGGUGCCUUCCAACAAGAGCGUUCCGACCUACGACAAGGCCCCUGAGAUGAGCGCGGCUGGUGUUGCGAAGCAGGUUGCUAAGCGACUGAGCGAGCAGCAGUUCCCGUUCGUAAUGAACAACUUCGCUCCUCCAGAUAUGGUUGGCCACACUGGCGUGUACGAGGCGGCCAUCAUCGGAUGCGAGGCUACCGACAAGGCUAUUGGCGUGAUCCGUGAUGCUUGUAAGAAGGAGGGUUACAUCCUUUUCAUCACCGCUGAUCACGGAAACGCCGAGGAGAUGAAAUUCCCCGACGGCAAGCCCAAGACUUCUCACACCACCAACAAGGUUCCAUUCAUCAUGGACAACGCGCCCAAGGGUUGGUCGUUGAAGAAGACCGACGGUGUUCUGGGAGAUGUUGCUCCCACUAUCCUGACCGCUAUGGGUCUUCCUGUCCCUGAGGACAUGACUGGAUCUAGUCUCUUGAUUGUUGAAUAAAUCGCAUGAGUUUCUUAAGAGUCAUAGUUGGGGCAUAGGGUAGGUAUGUGGGGAGUUGGUAGAAUUAGAGAUGGUUUGGGAGGCGUAGAGAUACCAGUAGUAUAAAAUAACAAUAAACACGGCUAUUAUAAUGGACUUAUCUGUUUUCUUGUUUUUAGGCUCAUAAUUAUAGAAAUUAGGUCCUCGUACUAAUGAGCAGAGUGUUAAGACUUCGAGGUUAACUUAGUAAUAAGCUGGUUUAGAC